AGGGACGCAGUCGUGGAGACGUGAAAAUGGGCGAUGAGGGCUCUGGAGUGGGGGAGCUCGCGGCUCCCCUGGAGGCUCCCGGGCCCACGGAAGACCGGCUUUUCCUGGUUAAAGGUGGAUUUUUCCUUGGUUCUGUGGCCACGGCGGGAAUGCUAGCUGGAUUUCUUACAACAUUGUCAAUGGCUAAAAAGAAAAGCCCUGAGUGGUUCAAUAAGGGAACUAUGGCCACAGCUGCCUUACCAGAGAGUGGGUCCUCCCUUGCCUUGCGAGCCCUGGGCUGGGGCUCACUCUAUGCCUGGUGUGGGGUUGGCGUGAUCAGCUUUGCAGUCUGGAAAGCUUUAGGAGCACACAGUAUGAAAGACUUUCGAAAUAAAAUGCAAUCAAUAUUUCCAACAAUUCCCAAGAGCUCUGAACCAGCUGCUGAGUGGGAAGAAGCAUUGAAAUCUGAAUGAAUGAGCAUGGAUGAAUUCCAGACGAUUACUGCAGGAAAGGUGGCUUUGGAGACACCACAACAUAGCAAGCACAGGGUGCCUUCUCCUGAGGAAUAUGUGCAGAUUGCUAACGAUGCAGAUGGACGGGUGCAGCCUCCCCAUCAGCAGGCAGUCUUUUUCUGUGUCUAUGUCUGUGUCUGUGAUGGGGGAGGGAAUGUUCUUCCCAAAGUUAAGAUGACUAUUUUAAAAUAAUAAUUACUGGAUCCACCAGGUUAGGGAGGGGUGGGAAAUCCCAGAGGAAAUACUUCUGUUUAUAACAAUAAACCAAAUUUUGUACCUGGAAAAAAAAAGUUGACAAAAUCAUAAGCAUAGCCCUAACAUCAGUAGUACCUCAAAGUAUCCAAACAGUCUCUUGUCAGCAAGUGACUACAAGAAUUUGGAAGACUUAUUCCUAUUAGCCAGUCUGCAAAGUGGCAGGUUCAUAGGUAAAUCCAGUACAACAAGAAAUGCAUGUGGCUUGUCUUUGAUUCACAGCCAGCAAACAUGUGCCCAGUUGUAGACCUGAUGGCCUCACUUGGAGGACCUAUAAAUUCUUAUGCUUUGGACAAAAGUCCAGAAACUGAUUAUGGUAAGACUUGUAAAGGUACAGUUGGGCUAAACUAAUAAUGAUGUCAUUGCUAUAAAAUUUUUGAAAAUUUGGGUUUCUGAAUAGUGACUGAUUAUUUGUAGUUUUGACUUGUCAAAGUAAAAACAGCAUAAUUGGUGCCUAUCUUUUAAAUAUGUUUAACCAAAAAGUUACCUGAGUACUGGCUGUCAAUACUAAGUAUUUGGUACCACUUCCUUAAUGAAGCUAAUUCUUAUAGACAUACUCAACCUCUCCUGACCUCCACGAUCUCUUACAGAAAGCAGAUGGAGAAUAAUGUCCACAUGCCUUUAUUUUUACUUUAAAUUAAAACUUUUUUAAAGAAAUGUUUAGUAUGUCCAGAGAAAUUCCCUCUAGUUGAACAUCAGUUGUGCAGUUUCUUCAGAAUUGCUUAGGUUCUAAUUAGUCAGCAAUCGGGUUUAAUAAAGUACAUUUGAAAUUUCUGUUACAAUGAAACUUUUUGGUUCUAAGGGAAAUUUUUAAAUGAAAUGUCAAAUGCAUAAUGUAACAUUUUUCUCUAGACCACAUUACCCUGUUAAUAUUGCUAUAUUGUUAAUUAAACAAGUGUAAUCAGUGUCUGGGAUUCAUAUGUAACCUGUUAAAAAUCCAAGAUCAAAAGGAAAGGAUUAUGAAAUUUAGCAGUACAUGUGGAAUGGCACAUGUCUUUCAUUUUAACUAAAUCUCUGUGAAGAAAAGAUUUCUGAACUUUGAGUGCAGUGAAGGAAAGGCAGGAACAAAACUGAGUGGGUGUGUGUCUUGAGUGCAGCUCCCUGAAUAGA
Messenger RNA from Castor canadensis (American beaver), 1853 nucleotides. It is a transcript of the gene Tmem242, whose product is annotated as transmembrane protein 242. NCBI's taxonomy places the organism in Eukaryota, Metazoa, Chordata, Mammalia, Rodentia, Castoridae. The record is from RefSeq and is a predicted model, not a curated record.